Molecule: messenger RNA, 4087 nt
Organism: Hylaeus volcanicus
Lineage: Eukaryota; Metazoa; Arthropoda; Insecta; Hymenoptera; Colletidae
Gene: Sec61alpha
Product: protein transport protein Sec61 subunit alpha
Exons: 8
Coding region: 875-2305 (476 amino acids)
Biological process (GO): post-translational protein targeting to membrane, translocation; SRP-dependent cotranslational protein targeting to membrane, translocation
Cellular component (GO): membrane; Sec61 translocon complex
Molecular function (GO): ribosome binding; signal sequence receptor activity; transmembrane protein transporter activity
Source: RefSeq, a predicted model, not a curated record
UAUUCUUCCUACGCAGUGAGUGAGUAAGUUUUAUGUAUCAAAGUGCCAAGUCAUGUAACUUGAUUACAAUACUUAAUGUACUUGCAUUUGUUCGCUCUUUACAUUCAUUCAAUUCUUGCUUUACAGUACUUGUACAUUUGCUUAGAUGUACAUCUCUCUUAGCUGCAAUGAAACAUAGCUAGAGCCCCUGGGAGCCGCCACUGUAUCAGACUACCCUGUUUACGCUCUCUGAUGGUAUAGUCGCUCUUUAUAUUCAAUUAAUUCUCGCUUUACAUUACUUUUACAUUUCCUUAGAUAUUUACCUCUCUUACUAUUGUAUAUUGAUAUAAUUAGCUCUAAUUGAACAUAGCUAGAGCCCCUGGGAGCCGCCACUGUACCAUCCUACCCUGUUUACACUCUCUGAUGGUAAAGUUGCUCUUUACAUUCAAUUAAUUCUCGCUUUACAUUACUUUUACAUUACUUUUACAUUUCCUUAGAUAUCUACCUCUCUUACCAUUGUAUAUCGAUAUAAUUAGCUCUAAUUAAACAUAGCUAGGGCCCCUGGGAGCCGCCACUGUACCAUCCUACCCUGUUUACACCCUGAUGGUAAAGUAGAUCAAACUAACCAGCCCAAUUCUGAUCAUUCCAGCGUCAUCUGCAGAUACCUCGUGAAACUUCGGCCUUGAUGUCGGCCAACAUCAUCAGGUCACGUGACAAUACUAUAUUGAUACGUGUCGACGAAGGGAGCCACGAUUCACUGCUCUGUGGCCAGUUGAGCUUACGCGGCGAGGUUUGCUCGUAUCCUUUCUUUAAUCGACUGUCCUCGCGGCUGUGUUGAUUCCAGACAUCACUGAGAAACAGCGUCGUCUAGAAUAGUCCUCAUCUCGGAUUCAAAAUGGGUUUCAAAUUCCUGGAGGUGAUAAAGCCGUUCUGCAGUAUACUCCCAGAAAUAGAGAAGCCACAGCGAAAGAUCCAAUUUCGGGAGAAGGUACUAUGGACCGCGAUCACGCUGUUCAUCUUCUUAGUAUGCUGUCAGAUUCCCCUGUUUGGUAUCAUGUCAUCGGACAGCGCGGAUCCCUUUUAUUGGAUUCGAGUUAUCCUUGCGUCGAACAGAGGAACCCUCAUGGAGCUGGGAAUCUCCCCUAUCGUUACGUCUGGUCUAAUCAUGCAGCUGUUGAGCGGUGCAAAGAUCAUUGAAGUUGGGGACACUCCGAAGGACAGAGCACUUUUUAACGGCGCACAGAAACUGUUCGGUAUGGUCAUCACUGUUGGCCAAGCCAUUGUGUACGUGAUGACUGGGAUGUACGGCGAUCCAACCGAGAUAGGAGCAGGAGUUUGUUUAUUGAUCAUUAUCCAAUUGUUCGUUGCUGGAUUGAUCGUACUGUUACUGGACGAACUUCUCCAGAAAGGAUACGGAUUGGGAAGUGGUAUCUCUCUCUUCAUCGCAACAAAUAUUUGCGAAACAAUUGUAUGGAAAGCGUUCUCUCCCACUACGGUUAACACUGGGCGUGGUACAGAAUUUGAAGGCGCUGUGAUUGCCCUGUUCCAUUUAUUAGCUACGAGGCAAGACAAAGUUCGAGCUCUUCGCGAGGCGUUUUACAGACAGAACCUUCCCAAUCUCAUGAACCUGCUGGCCACGGUCUUAGUAUUCGCUAUAGUGAUUUACUUCCAGGGCUUCCGCGUGGACUUGCCAAUAAAAUCUGCCAGGUACAGAGGCCAGUACAGCAGCUACCCUAUCAAGCUGUUCUAUACCAGCAACAUACCGAUCAUUCUCCAAUCGGCGCUCGUCUCCAAUCUCUACGUCAUCUCGCAAAUGCUGGCCGUCAAGUUCCAAGGAAACAUGAUCGUUAAUCUCCUGGGAGAAUGGUCCGACGUCGGCGGCGGUGGUCCAGCUAGAUCUUACCCCGUCGGAGGGCUGUGCUACUACCUGUCACCGCCGGAGUCCGUGGGACACAUCCUUCAGGAUCCUAUUCACGCCGUCCUCUACAUACUCUUCAUGCUCGGAUCUUGUGCGUUCUUCUCCAAGACGUGGAUCGAGGUUUCCGGAAGUUCAGCAAAAGACAUCGCUAAGCAAUUGAAGGAGCAACAGAUGGUGAUGAGAGGGCACAGAGACAACUCGAUGAUUCACGAACUGAACAGAUACAUACCGACUGCUGCGGCGUUCGGUGGCCUGUGCAUCGGUGCCCUGUCCGUGUUGGCCGAUUUCCUUGGGGCGAUCGGCUCCGGCACCGGUAUUCUCCUCGCCGUCACGAUCAUAUAUCAAUACUUUGAGAUCUUCGUUAGGGAACAAAGUGAAAUGGGUGGCAUGAGUACGCUACUCUUCUAAUCUUCAUCCCCCAUAGACUUUAAAAGUGAACAUUUUUCAAUUCUCAAGAACUGAAUAAUAUAAUUUAUUGUAAAGUAAGCCCACACGACGCUGUUAACGACGUUGAUCAGUCGAGGGACUGGAAAUGAAAAGUCUUCGACACGAAUCGAACCGCACAGCUCUUGUUCCCCCUUUAUUCUCUUCAUUAAAAACGAACGCAUUCAUACAGAAACAUAUAUGUAUAUAUAUAUACAUCAGGAUGUGUUAAUUUAGAGCAUUAUUCUAAUUUUUUCAAAUGCUGAUUGAAAAAUUUACAGUAGAUUACAAAACAAAAAUUUUCUCUCUCCUUUCGAGAGUAUUUUUCAUGAACUGAAGAAUAUUUUAAGAAAAUCGAAGUACGCAGUUUCGUAGAGCACAAGAUUAUCUACAAAAAGGUCUUACGAGUCAAGUUUGUACGACCGAUACUUUUCGAAUUAUUUACCUAGAAAUAAAAUCUUUAAUUGAACCUGAUGUAAAGUCUUUCAGAGAAGCUUCUCGGAAAUAACUCGUAAAAUAUCGAUUUUUCGAAAGUGAUACAAGGGAGCUUCUUUGUAGAGAAUUAAAUUGUCUACAAAAAAUUUUCUAUACAAAUUUUUCAUGAAAUCGAUAUUUUCGGAGAUAUUCGUUCUGUCAAACAUAUCUCAAAUUUAAAAUACGACUCGAUAUGUCAGAUAAUUUAUGGAUCUUCUUUUUCAUCUUCUGAUUACAUUUAUUAAAAAUUACAAAAAUAUUUCCCGUGCAUGUCAAAUGCAUGUAUCAAUCGACCAGCCAAGUUUUAUCAGUUUUUCAAUCAGCCCUCAACUAAAAAAAAUAAUGUUACUCUAACACAACAAACCCUAAGAUAUACAUAUAUACAUAUGUAACGCGACAGUCUUCUUGAAAGAAUAUUUUUCUUUUACAUACACUUGUUACAUACUUAAAGAAUAUUUCAUUGUCCAUCAUGUAUUGGAUAUCGUCAUCGUCAACAUUCAUUUACGCGUCACGAAACGAUUGUACCGUCUUUUAUAUGUAGAUGAAAGAUUGAUAACGAUUCUACGCUGUGCCAAUUAAUACCGAAAAGGCAUUAUCAAGCAUUUUUGACAGAGCGUAGAAGUCAGCACUCGGUCACGAAAGCGCUCGAAUGCGAAUAAACGGAACGUUUCGGCGUCGAACGGUCCGGUUUCGCACGCAUGGAUGGAAUAUCUUUCAUACAACGAGCACUGUACAUAGAAAGAAAGUAAUUAAAUAUUUUCAGCAUUUUUUACUAGCGUUUUAUGCUCCGAGCGACGAAGGAGCCACGCGAAACGCUCUCUUCUUCUCUAAAAGCGAGCGCGAAUUAAAAUCGUCAGAGACAUUUAUACGGAUAACAAACCAUCGCAUAAUAUCUAAUCAUUCGUUCGGUUGGGUCGAGACGCUCGUCCAGAGUAUUCGCGCAACUAGUUCGCUCAUCAUAGAUAAUACAUCAUUCCUAUAUUGAUUAAAAGUUAAAUUAAUAUUCGUUUCAUCGUGUGUAUUUAGGAGAAUGUGCUUUUAUAAAAACCGAAACUUAAUAGUUUCCGUCUUCUCUUUCAUCCUGUUCCUUUCGCUCACCUCGAACAGUAAGACGCAGAACAAAUAUGAAAGAAGGAGAGCGAGCUGCGUAUUUGUGCAACGUAUUACGUACUGUAUAUUAUUUAGCUAUAUACGAAUAUCGGUAAAAGUUUUGUUUCUUAUUUUAUACGAUACGAAAAUGCUGUCUUUUAUUUUGUACUUAGAGCUGUUAUUAAAAAUUUCCUCCAAACUCUA